Molecule: messenger RNA, 1507 nt
Organism: Aspergillus brunneoviolaceus CBS 621.78
Lineage: Eukaryota; Fungi; Ascomycota; Eurotiomycetes; Eurotiales; Aspergillaceae
Exons: 1
Coding region: 1-1428 (475 amino acids)
Molecular function (GO): acyltransferase activity, transferring groups other than amino-acyl groups
Source: RefSeq, a predicted model, not a curated record
AUGGCUGAGCACGACCAUAUCGAGCAGCUGACUCCGCUGGACCUGGCAAUGCCAAACACCUACAUUCGGGUCCUUCUGGCAUUCCCCGGCCCCGAAGCAGACUCAACCCUAACCACCCUGCACACUCUCCAAACUGGUCUCGGGCAACUGUCCAAACAAGUCCCCUGGCUGUCAGGACGGGUCUACCCCACCACUGACGACUCCGGCCGACCAUCCCUUGAGAUCCGCUCGCACGCAGGAGACGCCCAAACGCUGGAAGACAAGGGCACAAUCGCCGCAUCCUACGCGACUCUGUCUGCGCAGAACAUGCCCCCGGAAGCCAUCCCAGGGUAUGUGUGGCCUGUACCAGCCAUGCUUUCGGGGGAUAUGGAGCAUGGCAUCUCCGUCUUUGCCGCCAGCGUCUUCCGCUUCAUCGACCGCGGCAUAGGGCUGUGUAUCUGCCUGCAUCACCACGCCGUCGACGCCACCGGGUUCACCGAUGUCAUCCGAUUGUGGGCGCAAGCCACCACCACCACCACCACAACCACCGGUGAUGCGCUGCCCCCCAAUCUUCCUCAGUCCAAUCGACAAGCCCAACUCUCUAACGCCCUCACCCCAGCCAUCCAAACCCUCAUCUCAUCCCAGUCCACCAACCCAAAUGCCCUCCUCCCCCUCCACCCCGAAUUCUCGACAACCCCGCCCUCUCUCCCCGGGGACUUCAAACCCUGCAACUCCCAACUCUUCACCCUGAGCCUCCACCACCUCCGCACCCUCCGCACCCUAUGCCAGAAAUACACCUCCCAAACCCUCACAAUCAACACCCUCCUCGCCGCCCUCCUCUGGACAACAAUCACCCGCGUCCGCGCCCAGCGCACCCCAGCCCCCCUCACCCAGAACAGCAACAGCACUCUCACAACAGCCGUCAACGGCCGCAACCGCCUCCCCAACCUCGCACCAGGAUACCUGGGAAAUCUCGUCCUCUACGCCACAGCCCGGUACCCUGCUCCCGCACUGGCUGCCGCUGAUAUGGACCCCGUGCGGGAGCUAGCGGGUAUCUGCGAUUGCAUCACGCAGUCCCAGGCUGCGGCGCAGAUUGGGGAGCGGUUUAUUGCUGAAGUGUGCUGUCUUGUUGGGGGAAUGGAUUAUCGGGGGCUGUAUCCCGGGUGGGAUAUCUUUGGGGGUAGGGAUGUGACGGUUACAAGUUGGGCGGGGACGGGGAUUUAUGAGGUGGGGUUUGGAGGGGGGCUGGGAGGAGUGGGGUUUGUGAGGAUGCCGGUUGUGGAGGGGGCGGAUGGGGUGGUGAUGGUUUUGCCUAGGAGGUGGAGUAAGGGUCAAGAGGUGGUGGAAGAGGCGAAAGAGGAGUCGGUGGAGGUCGUGGUUAUGUUGAGGGAGGAGGAUAUGCGGGCGUUGGAGGGGGAUGAGAUGUGGGGAGUUGUUUGUGGGUUGUAGGUGCUGUUUGGGGGGCUGAUUCGUGGAUGGAUGGGAAUUGUUUGCUCAUUUGGAAUGUAUCUUAGGGCAUUGUUAUGAG